Messenger RNA from Colletes gigas, 5536 nucleotides. RefSeq names its product eukaryotic peptide chain release factor subunit 1 (gene eRF1). The transcript has 10 exons. Gene Ontology annotation, molecular function: translation release factor activity, codon specific; sequence-specific mRNA binding. Bases 328 to 1641 code for a protein of 437 amino acids. Gene Ontology annotation, cellular component: translation release factor complex; cytosol. Gene Ontology annotation, biological process: cytoplasmic translational termination. NCBI's taxonomy places the organism in Eukaryota, Metazoa, Arthropoda, Insecta, Hymenoptera, Colletidae. The record is from RefSeq and is a predicted model, not a curated record.
CUUCGGUCUCUUUGCUUCCCAUUUUGUACCGUACAGUACGUCCACCGAAGUACUGACGUUUCGCUGUGCCAUCGCAUGGCCGACGUGUGCAUACCGAGGUUCACUUUCGCGUGGUACCCGCUGUGUCACAAGAAUCGUAUUUAAAACGUAACGCUUGUGGCAAACAUCAACAUUACAGAUCCCAAAGUGAGUGAGAGAGAAAAAUUCGUAGAUCCGGCCUCUCACAUCGACGUGGACCACCUUUCUCAGUCUACGGCCCAGUUGGUGGUAAAAAUUUAAUUUGGUAGGACACCCGUAAACCGCGACCACGCGACACACGGCGCAGCAAUGUCCAACGAGGAGACUUCCGCCGACCGCAAUGUCGAGAUCUGGAAGAUCAAGAAACUCAUAAAAAGUCUCGAAAUGGCCAGAGGAAAUGGGACUAGCAUGAUUUCGCUAAUUAUUCCCCCAAAGGAUCAAAUAUCAAGAGUAAGCAAAAUGUUAGCGGACGAGUUCGGAACUGCAUCAAAUAUUAAAUCUCGUGUAAAUAGACUAUCAGUUUUGGGUGCAAUCACAUCUGUACAACAUAGGCUAAAAUUAUAUACUAAAGUGCCUCCAAAUGGCCUGGUAAUAUAUUGUGGUACCAUUGUAACGGAAGAAGGAAAAGAAAAGAAGGUCAACAUCGACUUUGAACCUUUUAAACCUAUUAAUACUUCUCUCUAUCUGUGCGAUAAUAAGUUUCACACCGAAGCACUGACGGCGUUGCUUGCUGAUGAUAACAAAUUUGGUUUUAUAGUUAUGGAUGGUAAUGGUGCACUGUUCGGUACACUUCAAGGAAAUACUCGUGAAGUCCUACAUAAAUUUACUGUAGAUCUUCCAAAGAAGCAUGGCAGAGGCGGACAAUCGGCUCUCCGUUUUGCUCGAUUACGUAUGGAAAAACGGCACAAUUAUGUUCGAAAAGUUGCAGAAGUAGCUACUCAGUUGUAUAUUACUAACGAUAAACCUAAUAUUGCUGGUUUAAUCUUAGCUGGUAGUGCCGAUUUUAAAACAGAACUUAGCCAAUCUGACAUGUUCGAUCCAAGAUUGCAAGCAAAAGUUAUAAAGUUGGUAGAUGUUUCGUACGGCGGAGAAAAUGGUUUUAAUCAGGCUAUUGAACUAGCUGCUGAAUCUUUACAAAAUGUAAAAUUCAUUCAGGAAAAGAAAUUAAUUGGUCGUUAUUUCGACGAAAUAUCACAAGAUACGGGAAAAUAUUGUUUCGGCGUAGAAGAUACAUUAAGAGCUCUAGAGUUAGGUAGUGUGGAAACCCUUAUUUGUUGGGAAAACUUAGAUAUUCAACGAUACGUUUUAAAGAACCAUACAAACGCAGAGGAGAAAGUUUUACACCUAACGCCGGAACAAGAGAAAGACAAAACUCAUUUUACUGACAAAGAGAGCGGAGUUGAAUUGGAACUCGUAGAGUGUCAGCCUCUGCUCGAAUGGCUUGCAAACAAUUACAAAAGCUUUGGUGCCACCCUGGAAAUUAUUACAGAUAAAUCCCAAGAAGGUUCUCAAUUUGUAAGAGGUUUCGGCGGUAUUGGAGGUAUAUUGCGGUACAAAGUGGACUUUCAGAGUAUGCAGCUGGAAGACGUCGAAGUUGAUAGUUUUGAUCUGGAUGACUAUUAAAUUCGUGACUCAACAGACAGUUCUUUUAGCUUCAAAGGAAAACAUAUACCUAUGUUUUCCCUUGCAUCGUAUUCAAGAGAGGCACAUAGAAGGACGUGAUUAUUAAAAUUAUCAUAUGAUGCAACACACAUAAAUCAUGAAAUUAUUCAUUAGAGUUCAUUCAAACAGUUUGCAAUCGAUACACAAAAGUGAGAAGCACAACAUGUGGCGCGCUAAUAAGUAAUACAUUGUCCAUGAAGAAAAGAGGCAACUCGAAGACUGUGACACUUAAUUAAGCCAGCUUGAUACCUGCCUAUCUCACACAACACUACCUUAUAAUACAAUUAUAUUCUUGAAUUAUUCACAUGGAUUUAUUUAAAUAAUUACACGCGCUACAGAGCUGCAUACGUUUUGUACAGUGCAUAAAUUUGAGACAUCAUAAUUUUUUGUAUCAAAUUGAUAUUCAUCGUCUCGUCGUGGAUUUAUGAUAAAAGGUAUUACUCUAACAAACACGAGGAUGUAGCGGUUAUUUUUGUUCAGACACAAUCACGAAUAAGUUGUAAUAAACUGAUUAUCAUAAACAUGAAGCUGCGUAUCGUGCAUUCUAUACCAAUUACUAAAUUCAUAUGAAUAAUGAAGAGUUUUGUACAUAGACUUAAAUUUUUAAUGGCACUGUUGCCUUAGACAUAAGUUAAGGUCGCGUAAUAUCCCGGGGAAAUAAAAACCUUUCCGUCUCAUCGAGUGAUACACAUAUAAACAUAAGAAAUGAUUUUUCGUAAUCUGUAUUAACUUCGCUGACUUUCGACUCUUCUAUUUUGUACACUCAGGAUUGUAUAUAACAAACGCUUCGCAUGUGUAUCGAGAUAUCUCUUUGAUUGUCACAACGGUGCACUCUAUUAGUAAAGACAGUAUCUUCUGCAAUAUUUAAGUGGCAGUAAUUUAAAGAAGAAGAAAAUAUUACAAAAUUAUUUUAACAUUGUUAAUUCAACUUGCUUAUUCAUAUGAUGCCUUUGUAAUAAACAAUAAUAUGUAUGUAUAAAUGUGAGAAGAAUGAAACGUGCAAUUUUGGUGAAGUAUCUUUUAUGAAAUAUCGCUGUAUAGUAAACGAAGGUUCUUGUGAAUGUUGUGAAAUCUUUUGGUGAAAAUAAUGUAUUGUUAAUUAAUAGUAUAAUUAGGUUAUUUAUACUAUUAUACAGUAUGUGAUGCAAGGGGGAGGGGGGGAGUAAAGCUUUAUGAAAACUUCAUCAAAAUGGAACGUUCAAUAAAAGAUGAUCUGGCUUAUGGUAUGUGCACAACGAAUUCCGAAUGAUGGGUUUAAAAGUAUUGUAUCUGUGUAUUGUCUUAAAGACACUGAUGUGUUACAUGCCGGCUUAAUGUUUCUUUAAAUUUUUAUAUGUAAACAUUUUCUCAAUAGGUAUCUAGCUAAUUAUUUAUUACUAUGUCGGUGCGAUUAUUUCUUCUGCAAGGCAGGAGCUUUGUUUUAAGUAUGCAAGUCCUAGUUCUGUAAGAACACGAUAAACAUUAGAGAGAGACUAGGAAAAGCCGUGUAAUCUUUGUAAUCUUCUUUUACUCUUUUUUUUUUUUAAGGUGAGAGUAAAAAUGAGGAAACGAGCGUGCGUGGGAGGACGCAUGAAAGCAAAAGUGACGUCGUCCAUACAUCUCAUUUAAACGAAUCAAUGACGUACUUAGAUUAUGGCUUGCCUAUGAUCUCUUCUACAAGCAUAGUUGUAUAAUAUGCUAAAAAAUUCAUAAUUUCUUGGCAAUCUUAUUCUCGUGUAUUGCACUAGUUAAAUAUGUUUGUUCCUUUCAAAAGUUACUUUAUAUCUGACAAGGCAAUACAAAGAUGUAAUCGUUAUAAGAUUUUGCUUAAUCAAAUUUCUCAAAGUACGGAUUUAAUACCUCAUAUUUUAUAUGUAUUAUGUGCGUAUAGUACACUUGUGCGACAUCCUAAAGAUUUAACUCGUUUUUCACCGAGGUGACCACGAGAAUACGUAGAGUUAUGGAAUUUCACGUUAAAGAUUGGGUGUUGGCCGUACCUUAAUACACAAUCUAUUAAAAAUGUUUUGUGAAGUGAUAAAGAGGGAUAUUGAAAUAAUGAUUUAUACGAUUACAAAGCAGCAACACGCGGAUAGUUUAUAUGAAAUACAUUCUUAUUAUAAAGAUACAAGUUAUUACCUUGGAAGAAUACAUAUUAUUAAUUGAUCUAUAUAAUUGCCUUUAUUUUUGAAUUGUUAAUUUAUAAAUGCACGCAGUGUAAAAAAGUGUUUUAUCGCAAUUAUCAUACGUAGGGUUUUACACCUUCAGAUCGGUGGAGAUAUCUUUAAAAAAGCUUCUCGCGACCUCGAAAUUCAAGUUUAAAUUUUACUUCAAACGUAUUGUUCCCUAUUCUUUGUAAGAUAUAAACUUAUCAAUAGAAUCACGUGUCUCAAAGUUACUGUUUCGUUCAAAAUUGAGGAAUAUUGUCAUCCGUGAGAUGAUGCCUGUAGAUUUCUUAAAUUUUUGUCUUUAGGAUAGGUAAAAAUGAUAUAUUCGGCAAUUAAAAGCGCACAUAAAUGACGUGUUACAUCGAUUACAGAAUAUUUUAGGCCUUGACCAACGAAUUCUUAAUAAAAUAAAGUCCAGAUUACAAAUGCAUUUGCUAAGUAAUGGCGACCAUUGAUAUUGGUAUGGGAACUCGAUUAGUAUAUGAAACAUUAAUGAAAAUUGAUACAUUUCUUGAUUUCGAGCAAGAUACAGAAGAUAAACAUUUAAAAAAAAAUUUACAUUUAAUUAUUCAAUAAUUAUCAUUUACGAAAACAAUUGAACCACGACGUAUGGUUGUUUGAUACGUUUGGUUCUUGCGAUAAGUAUAAUACCACAAAUUCUGCAAGAAAUUUUUUUUAAUAGAUCUCCAUCAAUUUAACCCUAAAUCUUAAAACCUUCAAAUGAGGUCUAGAAAAAGGUGUAGAAUUCACUUAUGAUAGCCACGACAAAACAUUUUUUAUAUCCUGUAUAUUUUUACUUCUGUAAUAAUUUCAAUAUGCAUGAUAAUGUGUACUGUUUCCUUUUUCUUAGAAAUGCGAGAUUAUAAAAAUAUUUUGAUUUUUUUUUUCUUUAAUGACGCAGAACUAUAAAACGAUAAAAUGUGUCUGCAUUUCAUUAACAAUACUAGGUAACUACUUGACGAUUAACCAUUAUUUCCGAUCCCUCUUUUUUCACAUAGGCAUUACUCAAAAUUUAUACAAGGAGAAUUAACGUAUCGUUAAUAUCAAAGUCUAAUGAGAAUUUGAGUAGACUAGUAUAUGAAGAAAAAUGAAUAAUAAGUGAAAAUACAAUCUAUGUUUCUCAUGCAAACAAGUUGCUAUUAGAGCCCGGAAAUGUCACGAUAACAUAUAUUUUCGCGGGGCAUUUUCAGAACAAAUAAACAGAAACGUUAAACGUAUACAGUGCUUUAAUAAGUAGCGAUAGCGAUAGAAUAUAGAUAAACAAUAGUCGGUACACUUGCCCCGUGAUGGUUUGGUGAUUAGAGAUAUUUCCGGGUUCCGAUUAUAACAUCUCUUCACAUUUACGAUUUCAUUAAUGCUUCCCUUUUUAUAACACGUAAAUUUCAGUUAUGUAAAUUAGUGAAAAAGCAUGAAAUUUUAAAUUAUUGGUAAGACAUGUUCGCCUAUACAAUAAGGUGCUGUUUAGUAGAGAGAACUACUUUUUUCAAUCUACUGGUAAACCGCAGUCGUAUGGGGAAAAAAAAAGAAAAUAUUGGCAUAGUACAAUAAAAAGGAGUAUACAGUGGGAUAUAUUUUAUACAAUAUUUAUAUACCUGGUUGUAUCUAGAUACUUUUACUUACUAUGUACAUUUGGAUGAAAAGGGUCGAAUGUAUUUAUAACUUCAACUGCUUCAAAAAUAAUUUUAAUCUUGUAAUAUCGAAGUACAUACACA